Molecule: messenger RNA, 3095 nt
Organism: Acanthopagrus latus (yellowfin seabream)
Lineage: Eukaryota; Metazoa; Chordata; Actinopteri; Spariformes; Sparidae
Product: tubulin polymerization-promoting protein
Exons: 5
Coding region: 400-1113 (237 amino acids)
Biological process (GO): microtubule bundle formation; microtubule polymerization; positive regulation of protein polymerization
Cellular component (GO): microtubule
Molecular function (GO): tubulin binding
Source: RefSeq, a predicted model, not a curated record
AAAACCCAUCCACGUCCCUUUGUUGACAGCUUCCAGCUCCGGUUCCCAAAUCACCGACAAAGAUGCUCCGGGCCCAGACUGCUUGUUUAUGGGCGCUCCACUGAGCAGCGGAGGAGCUCCAUCACGGCCCGCUACAGAGAGCAAAACAAGCUCGUCGCACUCGGCGGCAGCCAAUCAGCGGGCUGGUUUCUCUUCAGCAUCUCCGAGGGACGGAGCCGUCGAGCAGACUUGAGCUCCGGCAGCAGCGGGGAGGAGAAACACUUCAGCACUCCGCGACGCGCAAUUAUGGUUUUGUGAUUUUUGACAAGAAAGGUGGAGGAUUUCGACACCAGCACAAAGAGAAAACACAAGUCAGCUAAUCUGAGCACUGCACAGACGGAACUGAAUUCCUGCACGAGCAUGGCAGACCAGAAAGACAACAUAGAUGACUUUAAAGUCCAGACAGCCAAGCAUCCCAACAUCGCCUCGGCCCCUUUACGGCCGCACACUGAACAGUCUAAAGACCGGGCGUCCAAAAGGCUCUCAACUGAGUCCAAUGGGACCAGUGAAGGAGGUCAGGGCUCAUCCACGCCGGUGGAGUUGACCGCUUUGGAAGAGGCGUUUCGUCGCUUCGCCAUCCACGGUGACACUCGCGCUACCGGCAAGGAGAUGCACGGCAAGAACUGGUCCAAGCUCUGCAAGGACUGCGGCGUGAUUGACGGCAAGAACAUCACCCUCACUGACGUGGACAUCGUCUUCAGCAAAGUCAAGAAGAAAUCGGCUCGCAACAUCACAUACGACGAGUUCAAGACUGCACUAGCAGAGCUGGCCAGGAAGAAGUACAAAGACAAGACUGGAGAGGAGGCAGAGGCCGAGGUCUUCAAGCUGAUUGAGGGGAAGGCGCCUGUCAUCGCAGGAGUCACGAGAGCCGUGGCCUCCCCGACAGUGAGCCGUCUCACGGACACCAGCAAGUUUACAGGGUCACACAAGGAGCGGUUUGACCCCACCGGCCGCGGGAAGGGUAAGGCGGGACGAGAAGACAUAGUUGACACUUCGGGAUACGUCUCGGGAUACAAACACCGAGGGACGUACGAAAAGAAAGUGAAUAAACCCACCGUGGGCAAACCCAUGUGAGGGCGAGGGUGAGGAAAUAAACAUUUGAUCAACUACUAGGAUAAUUUUCUAUUAAAAGAGUACUCAAAGAAAGCACAAAAGAAUAGGAUUUCAUCUAUUUUCCCACCCAUCUAUAUUUGUGUGUGUGUGUGUGUGUGUGUGUGUGUGUGUGUGUAUGUGUGAGAGAGAGAUGAUUUUGAGUUCCUCUCUUUGUGAAGUGUGAGAACUGGAAAACUGUUUACAUCUAUUUUUACAAAGUCAUAACCAGCUGGUACAUUCCUGUCCGAUAGCGAGUUACACUGAAGAGAACAAACGACAGAGAAACUGCUACGCUAUGAAUAUUGAAGCUUUGUUGUUAUGAUAGGGCCUUAUGAUAUUUUAUUGAGCACAAUUUAAACAACAUGCCAAGAAAAACAAAAGUUGGACAAGAGUUUGAGGGAUUAACAACAUUGCACUUUUUAACGGAGGCUUUUCUAUUCCCAUAUUUAGCCAUAGCGAUGCACUUUUAAUGUGUUUCGCAGAGGUUCAGUGACAAUUGGCACAAGUUUUUGACAUGGAUAUUAUCAGUUUGUUUACUUUCGAAAACUUAAAUAGUUAAUUCCAUCCUCAGUGUGAUUUGUCCCGUCUGCCGCCCCUACUUGUCGAGUCUUUAGGAAAAUCUGCUGUUCAUUUGUUUGAAUUUUACAAGCUCACACUGUCAUUUCAAUAAUUUGCCUUCAGCUCAAAUCAAGAAAAAUACAUUAAAGGUUUUGUCAACUACAAUUUAGCUCAUCGAGAGACUUAACAUUUCUUACCACUGCCAUAUCUUUUCUGCUUUUGUGAAUAUGCAAAACAUGAAAACACAAAACUCCUACCAUGCAAACAUUUUAAAUAUGCCUGUGUACAACACUUACAAUAAUGUAACAGGAGUUCCUUAUUCUCUCUUACACUUUUGCCAUUCAGACCCUAUUGUAUCUACCUACAUAUGAACCAUUGAUGAUAUGCUUUUUGAAUUUUAAAUUGGUGAAUUCAGCUGAAGGACGCUCUAACGACGGUCGAUGAGCUCAGUUGUACAAGAUUGUAUUUUUAACAUUUUACUUAUAUCCUCAUCAGAUUUCUAUACAGUAGUUCUAAUAUAUUUGUGGUAAGAUUGUGUAUAUUCUAAAAGGUUAUAGCCACAUGGCUUAAUUUAUGACACUGGCUUCAUAUGUUGUUGUUUUUUGUUUUUUUUCUGUAUUGCUGUACUUUGUGCAUGUUAUGUAUAUUGCAUUUGAUUCAGAAGCAUCUAGAUGACAGUAAGAGUUCUGUCAUAUCUUAUCUGAAAAGCCGUGCCUGCUGUGAGGACAGACUACUGGACAGACUUACAUAUUUUCUUGCUCAAAAAAACAAAAAUAUUACGUGUUGAAAUUGUGGGAUCAUGAUAACAUUGUGUAUUGCUUGAAAUCAAUAUGUAUCAACCUGUACAUGUACAAAGUCAGCUGCAGUCUAAUGCUAUUAUAUUUGUCUUUUGGUAAAAGAUUCAAAGUACCUUUCAGGUGUGGUACUGUCAUCCACGGCACAAAUUCAACUGAAAACAAAAGCAGGGUUUCACUGUUGUAUCUGUAUGAGAUAAAGGGAAAAAUACUUUUGUAAAAUAUUUGUAAAAUAUUUUUCCAGCAUAGUGAGUGAUCGUCUCACAUUACCUGUAGCCUCAGCUGAUGAAGAGUCAUGCAUCGAGUGCAAAACUAGCAGCUAUCAGUGUGUUAAUCUUUGUCCGCUGCAGUAGCUUGAUUAAGAUCUGUUUUCUGUGCUUAAUGCCAAAUACUGUGCACCUUCAAUGUGGAGGAACAAUAUUGUCUUUUUUUUUAUUAUCUUUGAAAAUAACUUUUAAUGUACUAUUGUGCCCUGGUGCAUGCAGUGUGUUUUUGUUCUUGUUCAUUAGGCCUCUUAAUGUGUGUUCAUGAUUUGUAGUGCAUCAUUGAAAAUAAAAAAAAACACACCUCUGAACCUCAGCUGAGUAGGUUAAAGGUGUGUCAGUCAAAACA